AUGCAGAUAUGGCAUGAUAACAUGCCUUAUGGCAAGAUUGCUGAAAGAAAAGGUCAUCAAGGGUGGAUGAAGCAGGAAGGCUCAUACUUCCUUUUUCCUGGUGGCGGAACUAUGUUUCCUGAUGGUGCCGAACAAUAUAUUGAAAAGCUUACCAAGUAUGUUCCACUAAAAAGUGGUCUCCUGAGGACAGGUCUUGAUAUGGGUUGUGGGGUUGCUAGCUUUGGUGGGUUUCUGCUCAAAGAGAAUAUCACAGCACUUUCCUUCGCUCCAAGAGAUUCGCAUAAAUCGCAAAUACAAUUUGCGCUGGAGAGAGGAAUUCCUGCAUUUCUUUUAAUGUUGGGCACACGCCGUCUUCCAUUUCCAGCACAGUCCUUUGAUUUCGUCCAUUGCUCCCGAUGUUUAAUACCUUUUACUGCCUACAAUGGCAGUUAUUUGAUUGAAGUUGAUCGUCUACUUAGACCGGGAGGAUAUCUGAUUAUAUCCGGACCCCCUGUGCAGUGGAAGAAGCAGGAGAAGGAAUGGGGUGAACUUCAAGCAAUGGCAGAGUCUUUGUGUUACAAGUUGAUCACUGUAGACGGUAACACUGCCAUUUGGAAGAAACCUAAUCAGGCAUCAUGUCUUCCUAACCAAAAUGAAUUUGGCCUUGAUUUGUGUAGUACUGAUGAUGAUCCAGACGAAGCAUGGUACUUUAAGUUGAAGAAAUGCAUUAGUAAAGUUUCUCUGUCGAAAGAAAUAGCUGUCGGUUCCAUUGAUAAGUGGCCAAAUAGGCUGUCUAAACCUUCUGCUAGGGCCUCCUUCAUGGAUAAUGGUGUAAACUUAUUUGAAGCAGAUACACAGAAGUGGGUUAAAAGAGUAUCAUAUUACAAGAGAUCACUUGGUGUCAAGCUAGGUACUGCACUCAUACGUAAUGUCAUGGACAUGAAUGCGUUCUUUGGAGGAUUGGCAGCUGCUGUAGCGUCUGAUCCUGUGUGGGUAAUGAAUGUUGUUCCUGCUAAAAAACCGUUGACACUUGGAGUAAUAUAUGACAGGGGCCUGAUUGGAGUUUAUCAUGACUGGUGUGAGCCUUUCUCAACAUAUCCUCGUACCUAUGAUCUCAUUCAUGCUGAUGGAAUCAAUUCUUUGAUAAGCGACCCGAAGUCCGGAAAGACCAGAUGUGACCUGUUUGAUGUCAUUUUGGAGAUGGACCGCAUACUGCGCCCAGAAGGAACUGCUGUAAUACGGGACUCCCCAGAUGUGAUCAACAAGGCUGUACAGGUAGCCCAGUCGAUUCGGUGGACUACUCAGGUACACGACAGUGAGCCUGAAUCAGGCAGUGCUGAGAAAAUACUUAUAGCAACGAAAACAUUUUGGAAGCUACCAUUGACAUCAGGAUAG
This is a messenger RNA of Triticum turgidum subsp. durum (durum wheat), 1374 nucleotides long. The record is from the annotation of a GenBank genome assembly. NCBI's taxonomy places the organism in Eukaryota, Viridiplantae, Streptophyta, Magnoliopsida, Poales, Poaceae.